GUUGCAGGUUGAAGUCCAUCGGAAAGUCUACAGUACAGAUAUAAGUUCACGAUGGAUGACAUGGCCGAGAAGUUUUGUAAAGCGUCUACCCUGGUGCCGGUAGGCCUGUCAGCGGCAGCAUUAGGAACGUUUAUGUUUCUCAAGAGAUUUGGUAUCCUGUACCAGCUCUUCCACAAGGUUGACAAAAACAUCAAAAGGAAUGGUGGUGAUAUAGUUGGUGAUGUUUUGAAGGCUCAUGGUGUGAAAUAUGUGUUUACUUUGGUUGGAGGACACAUUUCUCCCAUUCUAGUGGCCUGUGAGAAGAUUGGUAUCCGUGUAGUGGACACCAGACAUGAGGUGACAGCCGUAUUUGCUGCAGAUGCUGUUGCCAGAAUGUCAGGGACAGUGGGUGUGGCUGCUGUAACAGCAGGACCAGGACUUACCAACACAGUGACUGCUGUUAAGAAUGCUCAAAUGGCUGAGUCUCCAGUAUUGCUGAUUGGAGGGGCUGCUGCUACACUUCUCAAGGGCAGGGGAGCACUUCAAGAUAUUGACCAAAUGUCACUUUUUAAGCCCCUGUGUAAAUACUGUGCCACUGUAACGAAGGUCAGGGAUAUUGUCCCCACACUACAAAAGGCUCUACAGGUAGCCCAGUCAGGAACUCCAGGGCCAGUGUUUGUGGAGUUUCCUAUCGACAGUCUGUACCCAUACCAGACUGUUAGUAAGGAGAUUGGUAUAAAGGAGUCGGGCAAACUAAGCCUAAUGCAAAGGAUCACAAACUGGUAUCUCUCUAAUUACUUGACCAAUUUGUUUGCUGGGGCCUUUGAGGAAAGAGAUAUGAGUCCAUUAUUAAUUGACAUAAAGAAACCAAGUUCUUCUCAAGUCCAGAAAGGCAUAGAGCUGCUUUCCAAGGCUAAAAAGCCAGUAAUCCUGAUUGGUAGUCAGGCAACACUUCCCCCAGUUCCUGUCGAGGAGUUAAGGAAGGCACUCGAGGAUAUCGGAGUGCCCUGUUUCCUUGGAGGUAUGGCAAGGGGACUUCUAGGUAAAAACAGCGCAAUACAGGCACGACAGAAGAGGGGCGAAGCUCUCAAGGAGGCUGAUGUUGUCAUCAUGGCAGGUUCUGUAGCAGAUUUCAGGUUGGGUUAUGGAAGGGUAUUGAGCAGGAAGUCCAAGAUAAUUGCCAUCAACAGAAGCAAAGACCAGCUGUACAAGAACUCUGACAUGUUCUGGAAGCCGACAGUGGCAGUAGAAGCUGAUGCAGCAAGCUUUAUCCUGGAACUUUCAAAAGGGCUGAAAGGGUACAAGUGUGAUCAAGACUGGCUGCAAAAACUCAAGGAGAAGGACGUUGUUAAAGAGAAAGCUAACCUGGAGAAGUCCACAGAGGUAACUGACGUCCAUCUUAAUCCCUUAAAGGUCCUUCACAUCACAGAGGAAGUGAUGGGUGAUGACACUGUGAUGGUGGCAGAUGGCGGUGACUUUGUUGCUACUGCCUCAUACAUCCUAAGGCCCAGGGGACCUCUUCACUGGCUUGACCCUGGAGCAUUUGGAACUCUUGGUGUUGGAGGUGGUUUUGCAUUGGGAGCCAAACUGUGUCGCCCAGACUGUGAUGUGUGGAUUAUCUAUGGGGAUGGUUCCCUUGGAUACAGCGUGGCAGAGUUUGACACCUUCACGAGACAUAAACUGCCAGUGAUUGCGUUGGUUGGUAAUGAUGCUGGCUGGACACAGAUAGAGCGAGAACAGGCACCUAUGUUUGGUAGCAGUGUUGCCUGUAAACUGGCUUUCACUGAUUAUGAAACGGUUGCCAUUGGAUACGGUGGAAAGGGCCUACGACUGGAUAGAUCAAAUGAGGACAAAAUUAAAGAAAUACUGGAGGAUGUAGUGAAGCAGAGUCGAGAUGGACAUAGUGUAUUGGUGAAUGCUCUGAUAGGAAAAACCAAUUUCCGAGAAGGCAGUAUCUCUGUAUAAUACUUCUUGUGGCUGAUUUCCAGGCUGAGACACUGAUUGGGUAUCUAUAUGAAGAUAAAGACAUUCCUGUGAUAUUUUUAGAACUUUUCUAUUUCAGUCUACAAUGGACGGCAAGACACACUAAAUAGCAAUGAUGUGGAUGAUUAGUGAUAUUUUCUUAAUUUACUUGCCCCUGGGGUGGGAUUGUUUUGUAUACUUUGUUGUAAGGGGAGGUAGAGCAUGUGAGAAUCAAAUGUCAAGAAAAGUGUAGGGGAAGCUUACUAGAGAACUUGAUCAUAGUAUUGAUAAAAUGAUUUAGGGUUCAUUGUGGCAAUGUCAAUGUUUGUAUACUUGAGGGUUCAUUGUGGCAAUGUCAAUGUUUGUAUACUUGAGGGUUCAUUGUGGCAAUGUCAAGGUUGUAUACUUGAGGGUUCAUUGUGGCAAUGUCAGUGUUUGUAUACUUGAGGGUUCAUUGUGGCAAUGUCAUUGUUUGUAUACUUGAGGUUUCAUUGUGGCAAUGUCAGUGUUUGUAUACUUGAGGGUUCAUUGUGGCAAUGUCAGUGUUUGUAUACUUGAGGCUUCAUUGUGGCAAUGUCAUUGUUUAUGUACAUGUACGUUAGGGUUCACAUUGGCAGUGCCAUUUUAUACGCAUGUCGAAAGACAACGUAUUAUGGUAUGGCGCUGUCCGUCCAUCUGGCGUCCGUUGUAAACUUUUAUUUGUCCGGAGAUCUCCUCCUACAUUUUUCAGCCGAUCUUUAUGAAACUUGGUAGGCUUAAUCACCAUGAUAUGAAGUUGUCUUGUCCUGAAUGGGGUUUUGAUUAGACAAUUUGAAUAAGAGUUAUGCUCCUUUGUUUAUUUCACUUAGAAAUCUUGUCCUUUAAACAACUUCUACUCAAUAAUGACUUGACAAAAUGCUUUGAUAUUUGGUUUGAAUAUUCCUAGGAUGAAGUCCAACAAAGUAUGUGCAAAAAAAUGACCUUGACUAAUAUUCAGGGUCACAGGGGUUAAAUUUGUUAAAUUAUUUAAACAAAUUCUUCUCAUGAACAAAAAGGCAUAGAGGCAUGAUAAUUGGCUGGUAUGUUCCUAGGAUGGAAUGUGACAAAGUUUACAAAAAUAAAUUACCUUGACUGAUAUUCAAGGUCACAGGGGUCAGAUUUGUUAAAACAUUGAAACGACUUCUUCUUAUGAACUGAAAGGCCAAGAGGCAUGAUACUUGAUGAAGCAUGACAAAGUUUGCAAAAAAGAAAUGACCUUGACUUAUGUUCAAGGUCACAGGGGUCAAAUUUGUUAAAACAUUUGAACUACUUCUCAUGAACUUAAAGACCUAGAGACAAGAUAUUUGUUUGGUAAAAAUAUACCAGGUGAACGAUGCAGGCCCAUUUUGCCUCUUGUUAGGUUGUAUAUUAUCAUAAUGCAGCAUGGAUGUGAAAAGAAUAAAUCAACUGUAACCAUCACAUUUUGAGAAGAAUAUAUAAUAAGAUAUCUAUUUCUCAAUAGAUAUGAAGAUAUGUUAUAUAAAGAUAUUACGUAACACACAAGCUUUAUACAUAAAAUCCAUUUAUUGUACAAUAAAAGUAGUCACAAUUACAUAUCAUAUCCUUAGUGUAGAUGGAGAGAAGUCAGUUUGCUUUACUGUCCUGGACCUGUGGGAAUUUCCUUGUGGUCAAGCAUUACAGUGUCUGUCUGGAGACGGCAGUGGUCACAAGGGUUUUUCAUUACUCAUUCCUAUUACAUAAUUAUCUGGUUUGUUAGUGAAUUAUGUACCUAUAUAGAUAAACUUUUUUGUCCACCUCUAAAUGUUCAAAGAACAAACUAUUCUAUAUGCCUGUAUUUACAUAUGUACUUUUUGUAAAAGUCUUCUCUAUAUGUUAUCAAAGAAAUAUUUGAAAUAUGAUUUUACAUUUACCUUUUCUGUGUGUAUGUGAUUCUACCACUUCUGCAUAUUUAAGAUACGUAUGUCCUACCUGGAAUACCAAUAAGGGAUAAAUUUAUCCUACAUGGUGCACUCAUUGACCUUUGUUAUCAUGUUGUCAGUCACAGGAAAGUCUCAACUGUACAUUUUAACCCCAUAAUGGAAAGCUCACCAAAAUAUUGUGUAACUGCACUUAGCAAUCUUGCUAUCAGUAAUUGAAAUCAUCUCAUGAACAAAAGGAAUUGAAUUUUCACAAAAUGAUGUGCUUUUCUUUGAAUUUUACAUAUAUCAAUAGACCAUACAUGUAUUAGUUUUUUCAUGUUCUUUCUAGGUGUGGUGUUAUUUAUGUUACUGAGAAACUUUUCAUGAUAUUAACAUAUGAAGAUAUAUUAAUGUUUCUGUUUUAUAGAUGUUGUUGGGGUGUAGUGAAGAUGUAAAAGUGGAGAAAGGAAUGAAUUAUCACACUAUGUGGAAUUGGAAAUGCUACCCAUUAGUAUAUACAUUUGAGUUCAGAUUUUCAAAUGUAAUCCUUUUCCACAUACACCUACCCGUAUAUAUUACUUAAUUUCACGUUGUUUUAGUACAAGAUUAUCAUCAAGCAGUAGGUACUAUUUCAUCUGCAAUGGCUAAAGAACGAUACAUCUGUUAUGACAAGUUUUAAGAUAUUUGAAUUAGGAAGUACCAGUUCCACACAGAAAGAAGGACAGAGUGCUCUCCCUGUAGUAACAUCUACCAAUUUUUUCGCAGAGGAGUGAGAAUGCAGAAAUAUUAGACAAGUUGUGGAGUGUUGAUUUUUAUGUUGUAAAGUAGGGUUGGACUUUGCAUUUCUCAUGUAAAUUUAAUGUCCAUUUCCACGCUUAACUUUUAGAGAAGAUUAAUGGCCUUCACUCAUUUCUAUUAUUUUCUACACUAUAAUGCAUCAUGUCACAGAAUUAGAGAAUGGUUUGAGAUUAAAACCUUUUUUUUUUCAAA
Messenger RNA from Ylistrum balloti, 4808 nucleotides. Its product is annotated as 2-hydroxyacyl-CoA lyase 2-like. Gene Ontology annotation, molecular function: thiamine pyrophosphate binding; flavin adenine dinucleotide binding; magnesium ion binding. The record is from RefSeq and is a predicted model, not a curated record. The coding region runs from base 52 to 1944 and encodes 630 amino acids. Gene Ontology annotation, cellular component: acetolactate synthase complex. The transcript has 16 exons. Lineage: Eukaryota; Metazoa; Mollusca; Bivalvia; Pectinida; Pectinidae. Gene Ontology annotation, biological process: L-valine biosynthetic process.